AUGCGUAUUGGUAGGGGCCAACCGCUGGAGGCUGAGUUGGCCUACUCCACGCCGACGAGGUGCUCGGCAGAUUCUCGUCUUGCCAUGCCCUACAAGUCAUUUGAAAUACUUUGGCUUACCGGAGGAUUGGUGGUAGCGUUGGCCAACGAGUCAGUCUUCGCUCAGGCCGCUUUCGAGGGUACAAGUCCUUCCCGCCAUCUUCCGAGUCGGACCUCAGCCUGCGGACGAGUUGAAGAAAAUAUGGUAAAGGUAUGGGACACAUACUUCAUCCUCUUGCCUCUGCCCAAAUCGGCAGGCUCGGAGCUGGACAAGUCUUCCGUGUCCUCCGCUCUCCUCAAGAGACGCCUGGUCCUCUCCAAAGUCAGAUUAUCCUUUAGGACUCUGACUGAGUAGAUGUUCGUCUUCUCAGACGGCUCGAGAUUCCUCGUUACCAACCACUCUCUGUGGUUGCGGUUUUUAGGUCAACGUACGCGACCUUCACUGACAAACCACGCUUUGGCCACAUCGUCGACUGAGUUUUCGUCAAUGAACUCAACAUUUGCGUACAUCUGGUUCAGUCGUAUAGUUCAGGAACAACAGAUUUAAGGUAAAUGCACAGUCAAAAGUUAGUGUACAUUGUACGUAUGUAAAAGUGGAAAAAAGAAUAACUGGCCAUCAACGUUAAACGAAACAUAUUUACAAACAAUGUCAGAAAGGGUAGCGAUGGAGGGUCUACUUGAUAAAACAGUUGCUUGGAAAAUAUCUUACGUUGAAGAGGAAAGAGAAUUUGUAAAAAUAGUCUAUAGAGUCAACAAAGGGUGGUAGGUGAUUUCGUUUGCCCACACGGAUGUUAGUACACACGGCCGACGUCGUAUAAGCACCACAUUGUCGAGAGACUCUGUGGACAGGACACACCCCUUGUGAACAAUAGCAGGGGAGCCGUGGGGUAAGUGAACUUGGCAUGCGACUCCAUCAUCGUCGUCCAACAUCAUUGGACCUGUUGGUAACUCAGGUAGGCGUCUCUCAGGAAGCCUCUUAUACACCGGUGAGACAAGAUUUGUUGGCCCACUUAUGCAUUUACGAACCGUUUGUAAAAAGGACUCAAAGGGAAACGCAGAAAGAGUACCCGAAACACCAAAACUUUUAACGUCCUCCUGAAGAUGCACAGGACAAUGAACAUCGUAAACUAAGUCAGUCAGAUUGUAGAAAUUAACAAAAUCGAAAACAAAAUAUUCAACAGGCGUUGAGCGAAAUCACCACAUGUAAGAUGCCACGUAGGAUGGCAAAUGGAAACGGCGACGAAGAACCACAAAAAAUGCUGAUAACGACCCUCGUGAAGGACUGAGGACAACACUACUGGCUCACUUAAAAGCAAAAAUUGCCGAUAUGCAGCAGCUUUCCAAUACUCCAACCAAUCAAGCGGUCUACAUUUGUGGGAAAAUUCCGCAGGCAGAUGACGACUUCAUUUUCUUAUCGCAGCAUUCACGGGGACGGACUUGUUGGCUCCGAGUCGCCACAAAUGUAGCAACUUGCGCAUGACUCCCAGGGACACUAGGUGCAUGUGGUCGAUUGGGAAGGAGGCGACCAUAUCAAUCGACCAAUGCUCAAAUUGUGAUUUCCCUCUGUGGUUCAAAGCCUGACUUCGCAAUCUAAACGACCUGUCGUCUCGGAGACGACCACCUUACGUUGGGAAGGUCAUGCGGUCUGCUCUCGGGAUUCCAACAUGACAGCUCCUGCAGUGAAUGCAGUGAUCUCGUUGAAAAGCAUGCCUGUCGCAUCCGUAGUAAUCAUUAUGGGCUUUCACUUGGCGUACAUACGAGCGUGCAGGUGAAUCGCAGAUGACAUUAGCUAGGUGGACCUUCACAACGUACUGCGUAUGUGAGACCCGCAGGCCACCAGCUACAAUGUCCUUCAGCUCACUUAUGAAGUCGCUGAGAAAGCCGUCCAGCGGUUCGGGUUUGGCAUAACCGGAGAACACUCCAACGACGACCGGUCGCCCAACCACUGGAUGGUCAAUACGUGCGAGGAUUGACCAAAGACAUUGACCAGGACCUUUAAAUUAUUUCAUUCAGUCCAUAUGCAACUGAACGCGAAUUUCGGGUUUUCAAGUUGGUUGCCGACGGCAGAUCUCAUCGAGCAGACCACGCUCACGGCCCAGAUGGACAGCUCCCGUUAUCUAGCUGUUUGCUAAGACAAUUUCGGGGCGUUUACAGUAGUGUCCAAGGGUCCAUGGGAACCUCCGGAUGGUACGGAUGCAAAUCGUCAAAUAACUACUUCAAUGUGGACAAUGGCAACUGUUUCUUUGUUCUUUGAAGAACGAAAAUGAAACAGCCGACAACAAAGUUGAAGGAGCGUAAAAACAUGGGUGCAAAUUCUCACAAAAAAGGAGGCGUACACAUCAUCCAAUUCUAGUGGAAAUGUUUCUUUCCGAGGGCGGUCAUAUUGACAGCCUGGUUUGCCUACAGAUGUCAAAUUGCUCUGUUAGGAAAAGCAUCAGUUGUCGCCAGCUAGAAGUCUACUACACAAACUAUCAGAGUCCCUUCAGCAAAGUAGAUAGGCUCAAACUAAUUUCCCUGAGCAGAAACUAGAUAGGCUAUCAUUUGCAGAUAGCUAGUUGACUGACGAAAGAAUGACCAGUGAAAUUUGAACGGAAGACCACCAAAUACUCCAUCGAGACAAGGCGUAAAACUCCACGAGUUGUAUAGGGUUGUUUGAAUGAUCUGACACCUCCCACACGGACCCAGGAUGGUGGUGAUGUAUCUGCAUGUCGGCGAAAAUGGCCAGCGCCCUUCACUCUCUCUACCGCCGACCCCCUCCCCGCAACUCGCCGUGACGUCCGCUUCUCUCUCUCCCUCUCUCUCUACGUCGACACCUCCCUCGGCCCUCCUUUUCAGUUGCCCACAGCGCUGCGUUCCCCACUGGUUGUUCAGCAGGCAUGUCAGCGUCACUUCAUUACCCAGACAGAUCAUUCCCUUGCCGUAACCUAUCACGUUUGUGCAAUUGACCACUUUUAUAUGUACCCCCAGUUUCCAUCACUGAUUGUUAUAACCUUAUGCCUACCUAACGUUUCUCCCUUCCUUUCGUGUGGAUGAGUAUUGGGAUGCGUUAGAGACUACUCAGAUCGAUAUUAGCUAGGAUAUAUUUUCAGUGCUUCGGUACUUCAGUGUGUGCUAUCCUUGAUGUCGUCGGCCGCUACAAAGGCCCAACACGAAGCUUUUGAUCUUGAAGUUUAUAAAUACAAUGAACCUUUCUGUUGUCAGAAGCAAAUUUCCGAGUUCACAAGACACAUUGCUGCGAUUAUUUCAUUCUCGAUCAGAAUAAGGUAAUUAUUGACAGUAACCAUGUGGAUUAUUUUUCGGCCCUCUAAUUCAAAUGAGCUCCGCGAUGUAAAAUUACUUAAUUUUCUCAAAGGGAUCCGUAAACAGAAGAACAUUGCGACUUCGAUACACCUCGAAUAGGUUGCAGACUCCCUGUUUUUAAGUGCCCUAACGAAAUCCUUCGAUUAAAAACUACUAAAGUUACGGCGGAACAAAACUUCAUCGGACAAAACUUACAUAGCGAGGUUGAGCGAGAACCAACGAUCCAGCUACUUGUAUCUUGUAUACGGUAAAGAAGGAGCGAUAAGUCGAGGCUGGCGUUUCAUUUAGACGACCCUUUCGCAUUCAUUUGCGUGUGUUCUCUCCUUUUUUCUAGGAAUGUAAAUUACGGAAGAAGUAUCUGGAAAUACUGUCUAGACGUACUGAGACAUGCUGCUUCGGAUGAAUAUGUGUUAUCGGCUACAAUCGUUAUAAAACCUCUUACUAGUCGAUCUGGAGAUUAUAUAGCAUCUAAUUAAAUUUCAUUGUUAUGUGAAAAUAUUAAGAUCUUUCCCUCUAUCCCUCGUAUCCUUCGUGGGUUGAUGCAAUAGAAAAAAGACGUGUAAAGAUUAAAAGAAGACCGAAAAAAGUAGCCGAAACAUCAAAAUGCGGAGCCAUUUGUCGAAUAAAAGGGGCGGCGUAAUGAAUGUCGCAAGUAAUUGUGAAUUGUUAAAAUUCCUCCGUGCAGCGGCUAUUGGCAGAAGACACUGUGUGCCCCAAGAAGUCCUACAUACGAAUCUGCAGUAAUUCGAAGAACAAUGACGAAAAUGCGUGCCCCAUAGAUAACAUCCGGACAUAUUAUCUCAAAGGUCGCAAAAAAGCAAAACGUCUCUACCAGUUAUUUUAAUCGGCGUACAAUGAAACCCCCGAAGAUAACCUAGAGUUCUGAAUGGCACAGGGCUCUGCCGUCAUUAAACUAUUGCCUUUUCUGUCGAAGCUGUAAGGCGGGUUCUCAAUGAAAUUAAACCAGACGUGUUUUCUAGACCAUAUGGAAUACCUAGGGUGAUAGUGAAGGAAUUGUCUUUAUGGUUGGCGAGAACUGUUAAUCUCUCUUUCAAUUGCCAAUGAAAACAGGAAGCUUGUUUUCGAAGUGGAAAGCAGUUAACAUAGUCCGCCUGUGUAGAAGAGUUAUUGGGAUGGUUGGAAAUGGCCUUAGACCGAGGAGUUCCACUUGCCUUACUUGCAAGUAUCUAUGUCGGGAGUACGGUAUAAUACCUUUGCCAUAUGGAAUUCAUACUACUCGUAGUACUUCUGGUUUGUAGAAGGGGCAUUACGUGGUUAUUCCACAGUAGUUGACUGUCUUCGACUCGAAUGUUUAUUGAAAUUUCGGUUCUGACCCUAAAAAGUCAUGUCCCGGAGAUUUAACUCCAAGUCCUGCACUGAGCAAUUUCUGAAAUUAUUCACUUAGAGGUAUGUCUGAACACUACUGGGCUUAAAAUUGAUAAAACAGAUCACACAAGCAGAGGUGGUGGUGACUUUCCCCAGUAUCUCUGCAAGAAGAGGUCAAGUAAACACCGGUUGAUUUAGAAAAUCUUGCAUUUUUUCAACCAAUGUCACAAUUUCACGAGCAAAUGGAGGGACCUUGAUUUUGAUAGUUCCAGGAAACAAAAUAUCCAGGAGCCUAAAGAGUAAAAUAGUUCUCUGAAAAUAUCGAACAAGUGGGAGAUAAGACUAGCCUUGUCUCAAGACGUCCAUUAAUCAUGCCAGAAGUUUCAGCGCGCAACGAGAACGCUCGCUGGAUUUCGGAAUUAUAGAAGCUUCGAAGAAUGAAGGCUAUAAUACAUAUAACAUAGAGAUGGAAGAUGACGUUUGGCCACUUUUGCCAAGGUUUCAAGACUGUUCCUUCUAAAUUUAUUAAUAAAAUACUUCCAGCAAAUCAUUUAAACAUCUACAAAGAAUUAGAUUAAGGAAUGUUAAGGAAGUAAGAAAUCGUUUUCAAGGCGUGAAGGCAACAAUGUUUGCACGCCAGUGCUAUAAGGCUUCGCCUUUACGCGGACCUUACCACUUAAAAAGUAUUGUCUUUCCUUUUUCUUUUUAAUCCAGGUUUAGUGCUUAAUUGAUUUGCAUUAGAAGAACUUGAGGACAUACCGCUCGACCACACAAAGACAGCUGGCGAUAACCGUGUAUACUUCUCACUAUUGAAUUUUCUGACUGAAGGGCAGUAGUGUUUAUUAAGUGUCCUCCAGCUUGACCUCAAAACUACUAUGUAAGGUCAACACGUUAUAGUUGACUUCUAGGUUUGUCGACACAGACUCCAGCAGGAACCCUGCGUGUCAUCAGCUGCCGCGCUUGCGCUCACAAUGCGUAGAAACGUUGUUGAGGAAACCGAUUUCUUCCAAAAUUCAGUUCGCUUGAAUGAACUUGCCCUGCAAGCUUUGCAGAUCUUGGUCCUGAAAAGUCACUCUGAAAGUGGUACGACAAAUAUUUACUGUCUUACAUUUAUUAGCAUCAGAAAAUUCAAGACACCGCCAGGUCUACCGUCGUCCAUUUAUGUAAGAUUUAUUUAAGUAUAAUGUUGUGCUACUUGGCAUAUUUUGCCUUUCAAAGGUUCCAGUUGACAUUUUUGCCUCGAGAUAUUGUUCCUUCGUGUUUUGCGAAGCAGGAGAUUCUGCCGCUCGAUGGUCUUUGUCAUAGGAACUUGAUAUGGUUGUCGAUAAAUUAUAUGAUGAACCUCUGCCGUCUCUUGUACAGGUCAUUAUAUUUAAAUAUGUGUUCUGGAGCAAAUUAUAACCUGAUUUGUUGAACCGGCAUCUCCAGUCUAUAUGCCCUUUCCAAGAGGACCGCAUACGUACAUAAAAACUUCAAAUUUCAUUUUCAGCAAAGUGGGUAAACUGCGCUGUUCAGCACAAACGCAAGAAAGGACGCCAGAGCACAUAUGUCUUGGAUUUCGAACACGUACGUCCUGUGUGGUAUUUUUGUGAUGUCUUAUGUAAGGUUACCCAAGUGAGGCUUAAUUCGGUAUGCAAGAUCUACACACAAAAUGCUAGGGUGCGGAAACUUUCUUGAUAUAUGUAACGUAGCUUUUGAUCAGUUUUUGAAGGAAUCGUGAUGCCUAAUACGUGAUCUAACUUAUAACACCUCAAGCGCCUUCACGUUUUUAUUCGGAUCCAUAUUUAUUUCUCAGGCUGCCUAUUUCCUUAAGCCGACGUGGCAGUUGCUGGAUAUUGAGCAAUCCAUGGGCUAUGCAACCAUUGAUAUUGCCUGACUAGCGAGAUUCACAAUUAGUGUACUUGUCUCCUCCACACUAAAAGUCCGCUUAGAAAGAUAAAUCAAUAACAAAUAUUAGAGUAGAAGGCAAAAGGGCCUACACAACUUAUUUAGAGUACAUUUUAAUAGGAACAUCAUGCCAGUGCGAACACUUAUAUAUUAGGUCAUUUGGGUAGUCAGAUCUCAUAGACGAAGCAGCAAGCAGAUUUCAUGUUAUAAUUGAGCUGGUAUUUGAUAUGCACGUCGGCGGCAAAACUUAACCCAGCUAUAAGGUGUACCACCAUAUGAUGCCGCAAUAUAAAAAACGAGCAGGCUUUGGUAAUACAAAGUAGGAUAUAUCAGAAAUUUGUCUCAUAAAUGUUAUUAUCUAAUCUUGAGAGACGGGAAUGGGUCCUUGUGGGUUAUGUACGGUCAUCAUCCAGUUCUAUCCCAAUUCUGGCUCCUGUGAACCCAGACUUUUUCCCACUGAGUGUUCGGGUAAAACGCUCGUCCAGAUAAGCCGCAGGUUCGUGUCCUGUCAGCCAUCGUUGAGAAUAUUCGGUCACAACUAAGUUAUAAACAGCCAUUCUGGUUCCCCUCGUUACUGUCCGUAACACUUCUCCGUUACCUAUUACUCUUCAUUGUACAACCGCCUAAGGGCGCUUGCGAUUAAUACCCCAAUGGAAAUCGGGGUCCCUAUCGCUCGUUCUGGAAUCAGAAUACGCCGACAAAAGCUACCUCCAUGUGCCAGAAAGUGGUUUCUUGUUUUCGAACAUUUAAAUAGUAGAUUCCGCAGGCGAAGUAGGUUGACUUAAAAAGACAUGAUAAGGAACAAAUGUAAGUAGCUAUAACCCACAUUUCAGCACGCAUAAGACCGUUAAUGUAUUGAAUAAUCUAUCCGUUCUGAAGUCCUUAUUUGACGCAACGUUUGUUAAUCUCAUCUGAAGACACAUAUUGAACACUUUCAGAGGAACUUGGAGGUCUGGAAGAUGAACAGGGAAUACUAAAGUUGUUGAAUAGUUCCUCAUAGGCUCACCUACCCUUGGAGUAUUCAGCUAUCCAGUGUGGCUGUGAUUAUGAGAUUUCUCUAGGACCGUGAAUUAUCAAUUUAAAUGGCAUUCUAUCUUUCCGUUUACAAUGGCCGCUUAGAAAGUGUACGGCAUAAUUUACUUGUAUUGUAAAAUGUUAUGAAUCCUACAUGGCCUUUUAUUAGUGACACACAGAAAUGUACGCCUUUCCUUACACGGAAAGUAUGCAGUGUGUCGUUUAGAGACCCUAAGAGCAAGUGCAACUUCAGGUCGGGCUCAAAAUUAGGUUGGGAUUGAAAAGGUUUUCCGCCCCAAAGAUAACUCCUCUUGGAGUAUAAAAUUUGAAGAAAAAGUAAUUCGUCACCAAAUAAGUGCAAGAAAGAAUAUUUUUAUUUGCGUUUUCUAUAAAAUGCAUGGCAAGAAUUACCUAUAUGGCUCUCCAAAUAGAACUUGAAAACAACGACUGCCUGCAGGACAUGUGGCUUUUAGCCAACUUCCAGCGAAUGUAUGGUUAGGUUUAGGGUUAGGGUUGGGUUAAGGAUUAGGUUUGAGGUUAGGCUUAAAGUUAGGACGAGUGGAGGUAAAGCUUGGGGUUAAGGACAGGGUAAGUGCCAAAUACAAAGCUAAGGUUUAGAGUAGGGUCAGGGUUAAAAUUAGGGCCACAUUGUAGGUUUAGGCUUAAGUUAGUGUUGGGGUUAAAACACGGGAAUUAUGCGCAAGACCGCCUUUAUUACGUGGGCGGAGCGCUCCUUUUCUCAUGUCCUGUUUAGGGGGAUCAUAUAAGUACUCCUUACUGAGUGUAUCUGAAUUAAUAAGGAGAUUAAGAAUAUAUAUGACAAACUUUUACUAAUUUAGUAUUCAUUUUUACUUAGUGUAGUUUUUGCAAGCGACCGGAACGAAGCCCAGUCAAAAGCCGGUAUUCUUGCGUGUCCGAAAUAUCUUGGGAUUGCCCUACACAGAUAAUCCAUCUUACAACCCCACUUAGGUAGUCCUUUCUAAUCGAAAACGCACUUCAGAAUUUCGGCUAGCAUUUCAGGACACAGUUUAGUUACUGUUAAUGUGCACGACGGCGUGUUUUAUAUCAUAUCACCCUGCACGGUCAGCAAAUGGUCGGAAUAUGCAGACGCUGGACGAUCAACUUAAACAACAGACAAACUGGCUCCCAAGCAGCCCUCUUAAAAACGCUUAUUCAGUUCACCCAGGAGCGGAGCCAGCACGUGUACCUCCCUGGCCUUUUCGGCCGAAAAAAAAUUUGAAAUACAAAGAGUGUAUUGAAGUCGAGAAAUGACAUGGUUAUGUGCUGAAAUGUAACCUCAUAGAUUAUGUUCUGAAAAACGGAACCAUGGCCCCGUCAGUCAGCAUUCAGUCCGGCCAAUGAAGCUUUUGUAUGUUAUCAGGGCUAACUUUUUAUAUAAGCUCAAGUUCGGAUUCGAAAAAAACUACUGUUUCUAUGGGUGCACUCUUGGAAACCCUAUUUCAAAAUAUAUACUCAGCUGUAUACGAUAGUUUUCACAGUUUAGCAAAAUCAUUCCUGAGCCUAAAGUUCCUCAACUCCGGUUGCCCUUUCAUCCCAAAUGACAGUUUCAUGUUUUUGUGGGAUAGCUGGGGAAAACUUCUGAAAUGUUCCAUACAGGCCAAUGUGGUUGAAAUAUGAAAGGGUCAUUUUAAGUUGUCUGCUUCUGCUCGGAUACGCCAGCAUCCUAGGACUUAUAAUUAUAUGCGGACCAACAUUCUCUCUUAUUUCCCAAAGCUGAUGCAAAGGCAUUAGCCCAAACGACUCAAAUUUUGGCAGACAAGCAGUUUUCCUCCCUUGGGUCUUAAUAGGACAUUUCCUUUAAUCAGUUUUUUUCUAUUAGAGAAAGGGACGCCGUCUGGCCUUUAACUGCAUUACGCCCAAAAAUACAAGACCUGUAUUAACAGGAAUAUAACGUUAACAAUCUAUUGCAGCAACCGAUUACGGUGUUCCUGUACUGGUGACAGUUCGACUGUCGAUGUACACCGUGUAUUCCAAAGCAGAAUGAGAGCAGGAACGGUGACUUGCGCGUGAACUAGUUUAUAGUGCAUUUACCGCGCUCUUUCCUGUCCCACCCAGACCCGUUGUCAAGACAGAGUCAAGAAAACCAGGAACGAAAGAGGACACAGGUAGCUGGUACUGCGUAAACCCGCACCUGGACGUGCCACCACACCCCCUGAUCCACAACGUGCACUGCCCAGGAUUUUAUACCAAAACAAAAAAUAGGGGCGACAAGGAUCCCAUAUGACGCAACGCGAACCAGCAACUGGGCCAGUCAUUACACCCCAAUGUUGGCAUUUGUUAUGGGUGCGCAUUCCAGAUAACUCCUGUUGAACCCCAAUCUAGCUCCCGUGUUGAUUCAGCGCAUUCGUCACGCGGCCCGUUUAUCGGGCACCCCUGUACGUGUAUUGUGGCUUGCACCAACGUUCCUUGCUCAUCAAAAAUGGCGGUCGAAAAAAGGGUCAGGUCAUGCUUGAGUUGAAAAUGUCAGUCGUCGAGGCGCUUUCCGAAGCCAAGUUAAACGGCUCAAACGGUAUCAGUCCAUCAACGUUCUCAUUCAUUUGUCUCUAAUAAUGCCAACUAUUUCGCUAUGCAUUUCAGUACAGAGUUGCAUAGGGAGACUACAGAUAAGUGGAUAAACUGGUUGAUUUAAAGAAGUCCCAAAUCCACUGCUGACGGUAAAGACCAUAUCCUGUCUUGUUAGGGGGGUCCAGCUGUUGGUUAGAGGUUCCUUGUUGUCUAAACUUCCUCUGGAGUAUUUUUAACCAACAAUUCAAAGCCGAUCCUUCAGGUGAAUUGACUAUUAUUUCUUAGUAGUUAACUGUGAGAUAACCAAAAAUUACAUUUUAAAUGCGUGAACAGCGUUUACUUUAGUAACCAUGCUUUCAUUGGCAGGAAAUGAAGAAAAUAACGGGGACUUCAGGGAGUACUGUCAUCUUCUUUCCCUUCUUUUGUCAAAGCCACAUCGGGCUGGUGCUAGACAGUAUUUGCGAAGAUGAGAAGGACUUUCGAGCUCAUCGCUUUGUUACCGAUGACAUUUCUCUUGUAAUGUGUCCAUCUAUUCGCACUUACAUGAACAUUGAAAUACAUCACGGCGGACUGCGUAAAGUGCAGUGCAUACAACUUCGUUUUCUUACCGCUAAAAGGUUUGACGUAGUGUUCGGGAUUUAAGCUUAACCUCUAUGGACCCAUUGUUCUGUUCGUUACACUGGUCAACUUGACUGCCGCUGAAAAUUUAACACUUGAAAAAUAAGAAGGGCACAUCAGAACAGGUUCAUUGGAACAUUGAUGUUUAGGAGAGCUUGAUCGGCUUAACAGAACAAAAGUGGAAGUGAUGUGCCGCGCUAGACGGCCACCUGCUGUUCGAUUCUUUUCUUUCGCUGCCUCGGCUUUUUGGAGGAUGUUUGGGAGGUUUUUUGGGUGCGUGCGUUAAGAUACUACCUUGAAAGGGGGUGGUUGUACCUCUGCAAGCGUUGUUCGAUCUGGUGGCUCGUUUCCUCCCCCACCAAAUAAAUUUGUUGACAGACUGUGCCUGCGCAGGUUCCUGAAGUUCGGUUUGGGCAUCUUGUUCUGGGCUCUGUGUACGUAGUAACGUAGGGCUUUAAAAUCUCUACGAAGGUUGGCAUGCAUGUUUAUGGAGUUGGCACCUGAAUACCUCGCCUCGAGUGUCAACCCCUUGGUCUUUCAGUUAGCUCCAGUCGCUCCCCACGGAUCGAAAGUAUGGCCAGUCUCUCCGAUGUGUGUUGCAAGUUGAGAGUUUUGGUCUAGCCCCCGAGUUGCCGAUUUGUGCUCUUGUAUGCGAGUCCACAACUUCCGCCUGACUUCUUUAACAUAAUUGCAGUCCCCAGCAUUACAACAUAGUUUUCGGACUGUUGCUAAGGUUUCGGUGAAUGGCAGCGUGCCCUUAGGUUGCAUAACACAGCGACGAGUUGAUGACUGAGGUCGAUGCUCAAUGCCUAAUCUGGGGGGGGGUCUUAACAGUUGGCCAACCACUUUGGAGACUCCUUUGAUCUAGGGAGUGGCCCUCCAGACUUCGACUUGCUGCUCCUUUGCCCGACAUCUGUUCGUUCGGCGCCUAUUUUUCUCGAUAAAAGGACUGGCGUAUUCAUUGCCUCUGAAAAGGGUUCCGGAGGUAUAGCCGUUCAGCUCUUUUGUCCUCUGACGUGCUGCAGUGCCUCAAUUCUUCGGAGUAGAGUGCGGGCACAAAUACAUUGGUGAGACAGAGAAUGACUGCUGUUGAAGUGUAACGUUUGCCAAUGGCUUUUCCGCGCACUGUGGUUCGCAGUUAUCCAACUGCACACCGGCACGUCGAGAAAGGGCAGUUGGUUGUUUGUUUUGACAUCCAUCGUGAAUUGGAUAUGCGGGUCAAGUGAGUUCGGCAAUCAUUUAAGGUGUUCAAUUCCAGUUGUUUUGGCAACGACGGAGCCGUCGACAUAAUAAGCCCAAAAAUUUGGUUGAUUUUUGGGGAACGAAAAGUGUUCUACCCGUUGAAGGACUGCUUCAGCAAUCAGGCCCGAUAGGGGGAGUCUAUAGGAGUGCAUUAAAUUUGUUCAUACACAUGCCCAUCAAAAAUUUGAAGGUAUUAAGAAAGUGUCGGACUUCAGGGGCUUGUCCUUUCCCCUAGCGUUCAAGCGGUAGUAGAUUCACAACGCAAGAGUAGGAUGAUCAAGGUACAAUUUUCCUUUGAUAGUUACAGUGUGAUUCUGGGUUUUCGCACAUAGUUUCGCUCACCGCAAAAAAACCAAUGACCAAUCCAAGCAGGUAGCAGCAUUCGACUGGCUAGUGCACUCCGCAGGAAGAGGGGAAAGUUCACAUUUCAUUUCCGUGAUUGCUGUUCAGAGCUUUUAGUGGGUAAACGAGCCCCGAAGCAAAUCUCUCCAACCCCAAAAACACGAAUUUCCAAAAAAGACAAACACCGACUGCUGAUCUAUAAAAACAGGUGUGUUAACUGGAAGUGUGAAUCUUCCGUUUAUUUGUUGUCUUUAAGCCUACCUUUGGAUUCUUUGGAAUCUGAAGUACGCACUCCCAACACAUCUCCCUAAAGCAUGAAUCAGAAUUUGGCCAUCAUGAGCUCGAGUUAUGAAUUUCUGUUACAGUUGGGCAUACACUUACAUUAACUAUGGCAGAGGUCCUAGCAGGGCUUUAAAUUAACAGAUUUUGUUAGCCUUGUGCUUUUAGAGAGUCGAUGCAUUCAAUAAUUUUUGACACAACUGUUCUAAUUUAGGGCCUGUGAUGUUUGGGACGGAAUUAAUCAGACAGUAUUCUUUCUGCGUCGGUCCUCAUAAAUAAACAUCAGGCAAUAUGCUUUCACACACAAUAAUUGAUUUAAAGUGAAGAAAAGUGGAGUAUAACAUGGGUAACUGAGACAACUGCGGUGCCAGAAAGCAAUGCUUAGGCAUUUGCUGUAUUGUCGUCAUGAAAAAAUUAAUGUUCUAAAUAAGUUGACUCAAUUUGUUCUAGUGAUGGAAGGGUGCUUUGUUAAGGGCUUCACAAUACAACAGGUUGCCUCACGCUUAAUCCCAGUGGGUUUUCUUGCUCUCGUAUCCUAUCUUUAACUUCAACACUAACCCCUAUGCUCCUAACCUCAACCCCAACAUUAACCCCAAUUGUAACUCCCUCUGGGGUUUAGGGAAAAGCCACCUAUAAAACUGGGAGCCCGUAUUCCCACGCCCAGUUGAUAAAGGGAAUAGGAAAGAACGGUUUCGAUUCGCCCAAAUGUUUAAUAAUUUUCGUACUGGGACACAUUUAAUUUUUGCAGGACAGUUAGACAAUGAACACGGCCCGACGUAAUCGUUCACAAUUUCUACUCUGACUGAGGGGAUGGUGUUAAACGGUAGGUCGAUAUUUGGCCUGAUCGUGAAAACGGAAUUCUGUGGGACACGCCUGAAGUUCUUUCUUACUUUUUUUAUCUACACUGAUGCACAAAUGCCGAUUUUCUGACUUUGAGUAUAGUCCAUUUCUCGGCAGCUUAUGUCUUGCCAAUAAAGCAUAAGUUCGGUUACCAUAAAACAAUUGAGUUGAUAUUUCUUUAAGCUUGCAAACGUUCGAUUUGUCCAGAUUUGUCAAGGCGAAUGAUACUUCAUUUGCCUGAACACUUGACUACACGUCUUCAAGAGUCAAAAACCAAGCACCGAACAGUGCUCAGUAAUUACCUGUUAAAUAUGUCAUAACUGCCAAAAGUGCAAAAUAACAGCAAAAGCAGCAAAUGACAGGCCUUGCAACAGCUUUUGAGUGCAGGGAACUUCUUGGAUGCAGUAGAUGAAACUGUUGGUUGGAUAAAUGAAUCGUAAUGUAGGUCUCCAAACCUAGGGCUGCGUAUGACUUAGCUAGGGACGGCUACUAAGCAAGAAAUGGUCACCUCAGUCCGCCUUUCCUUUGACUGAACUCCGGCCCUUUUAUAUAUAAUUGUCGCAAUGUGACUGCCCGCGACAGCUUUAGGUUUAGCCUCCAGGGUCAGUGAGACGAGCGCGUCCCGUAACCUGAUAGAUGAAUGCACUUACACCAUAAUUAGUAUUUUUAAAAUAUUGAGACUGUGGAUAGGUAAGCUACUCAAUUUUGAAACAGUCUGUUCGUUUUAAUAUUUUUGGUGAGUUUGUGUCGAGGUGCCGGCCACAGGCCGUUUACAUUCACUUCGCAUUCUCACUCCGACAAAGUGAAUCCUCGGGAGAUCCGUCAUCUGGACUACAUUUCCCAGUUCAUCUCAGAUAUCUGUCACAUCGACGGUUCGCAGAAUGAGAUGGCUGACGCUCUGCCCAGGCUCUCAAUCGCCCAACUUCAAUUUUUUCCCCGAAUCGACCUCACUGAGACGGUUGCCGAACAACUCCGUACUGAGUUUCCCAAUGGCAUGGAUGUUUCCGGACUCCAACUCGAGGACAUCCCACUGAGUGCUGGCGACGACAUUCUGUGCAAUGUCUCCACCGACUCCCACUGCCCUUUCGUGUUGUCGUCUCUUCGCCGCAAGGUCGUCUCCUCCCUCCACAACCUCUCGCGCCUAGGAUUGGAGCAAACGACAAACUGGUCGAUUUGUGCUUCGUCUGGCCCGGGAUGCAUAAAGACCUGA
Messenger RNA from Spirometra erinaceieuropaei, 14622 nucleotides. Lineage: Eukaryota; Metazoa; Platyhelminthes; Cestoda; Diphyllobothriidea; Diphyllobothriidae. The record is from the annotation of a GenBank genome assembly.